CAUACUCGGAUCCCUGUAAGUCUCGAAACCAACUUUCUCGAAGCUGAAUAGAAAUCUUGAGAGGGAGAGGGAGAGUGUUAUGGGUUGCAAAGAGAGAGAUCUGCCAGAGGGAACUUCAACAAUGUCUUCGUCUUCACUUAACGAUGCUUUACUUUUCACUACUAUGUGCAUUAUAGGGUUUGAAGUUGAAGUUCAAGUCAAGGAUGGUUCUGUUUAUUCAGGCAUCUUUCAUACUGCUUCUGUUGAAAAGGAUUACGGCGUUGUUCUAAAGAAAGCGAUGAUGAUUAAGAAAGGGAAGAAGUGUACCAGUUUGGCUCAUGGGUCUGUUAUAGACACACUUGUUAUACUUUCGGGUGAUCUUGUCCAAGUAAUUGCUAAGGGAGUUAUGCUUCCAGCUGAUGGAAUCUCUAGCAAUGUUGCCGCUGAGGAUGCUGAAGCUGCCAGUGGGUCUAUCAGGCGCUCAGAAUGUUUAAGAAAUGAAUUACAGAUGAUAAAAUCUACCAAGCCUGCUCCAGCUAAGAGGAAACAAAGUAGCCAACUUAGGGGUUCCAACCAAAAUAAAGACAAGUCUGGUUAUGGUUUGACACAUGGUGAUAUUGGUGACAAGCAAAUCCGAAGAGAAAUUGCUGCAAAAUCAGCGGGUACUGCAGUGGAAUUUGAAAGCAAGAAAAUUGAUGGUGGACAUCCUAAUAAGAUAGAAGAAAGAUUCACUGAACCAGUUAUCAUAGUUGGGGGAAGUCAGGUUGGGGAAGACGAGCCACAAUUGAAAGAAAAGGGAUCUGUGCAGAAGUUUGAGGCCCAUAAGAGCAAAACGAUUCAUGAUACUAAAGUUCCUCAGCUAGUACUUGCUUAUAAAGGGGUUCUGGGGAUAUCAGCUAGCAUACCUGCAGACAGUAAAUUAUCUCUUGGUAAUGUCUCUUCUGACGGCCAGCCAGACCUCCAUGAUUGUGAGAGGCUGAGAGUAGUGGCAGAUGCUCCAGAAAGUUCAACCUCUUCCACAAAAGCUGUACAUGUAAAUAUGCAGUCAUCUGCCAACCAUCUGGCAUCUCCAACUGUCUCAGUUGCUUCAGCAGAUGUAAACACAAAUUCUAAGGACUUUAAGCUUAAUCCAGAGGCAAAAACCUUUUUGCCGGUACUCUCCGUCCCCAGAUCGGUAGCUCCUCCUGCAGCAGUAACAACUACGAGAUCCGGUUACAUCCAAAAUAGCCCCGUAGUAGUACCAGUUGCUGGUGCACAGGCAGACGCAGGAAUCAACCCAUUUGCACCUCAUUCAUCCUCACCCAUAAAGUUUGUCCAUUACAACAAUGUAGUGGCUGUAAAUGAUGUCAAUGCUUCUCAGUAUCCUCAACCAAUUGGUGGGCAUGUGACUAGCAGGCCUCAGCCAGUUAGAUAUGGUGGUCAUUACGCUCCUUUCCAAGAAGGACCUACAUAUGUUCACCCAAAUUUUCAAUCUGUUUUCGUUAGCCGACUGGGACAACAUGUUUAUGUGCAUCCCUUUUCACAUGAUAUAAUUCAGAAUGCCACAGCUCCCUCCAUACAUGCUCUGUUUUCUCACCCUCAGACCCAUCUGCCGAAGCAACAAGGAAUUACUGGAGCAAUGCAGGGAUUGCAAAUUUGUGUAGCUCCACCACCAUUGAUAUCCAGUGGAGGUCAGCAACCCUAUACCCUUCCCCUACACAUCCCCGUAUCCCAACCUCCUUUUCCAACUGUUCGGUCCAUACCUUUACCUGUUCCUAAUACUCAUUUUGUCAGUAAGUUCUUUUGAAUAUUUGUUUGUUAUCAAACCAUAGCAAAUUUUGACGACCUAUUUAGUCUUCUUUUAACAGUUUAUACACAUUAGACAAAUAUAUCAGUAAAGAGUUGAACAUGUAACUAUUUUUUCUUUCUAUUUUUGAUAAAA
This is a messenger RNA of Papaver somniferum (opium poppy), 1900 nucleotides long. RefSeq lists its product as uncharacterized. Bases 80 to 1765 code for a protein of 561 amino acids. Gene Ontology annotation, molecular function: RNA binding. Gene Ontology annotation, biological process: cytoplasmic stress granule assembly. Lineage: Eukaryota; Viridiplantae; Streptophyta; Magnoliopsida; Ranunculales; Papaveraceae. The transcript has 13 exons. The record is from RefSeq and is a predicted model, not a curated record. Gene Ontology annotation, cellular component: cytoplasmic stress granule.